GACUACUUGACUCAGCGUAGAAGCUAGAGAUUGAAGGAGUCCAGAUAAAUAAUCUACUCUCUCAUGAUAGAGGCAGUGUGUUCAUAUGAAGCCUGAGACUGGUCAUCUCUGGGAAAGUGAAGCCAAGUUUCAUUCUGGCAAGCUGAAACCAGUCUGGAGUAUAAAGAGUGAAGAUGAGGAAGUUACAAUUUACAGGACAGAGAUAUCUUAACUUCCAUCAGAGAUAAACAUCCGGAAGCAUGAUCAACACAGAACAGCUAGUGGCUGGAAAUGGAGUAAUUUGAGCUGUGGAGGAAAUGUAGAUAAAAAUGAAUAUCUUAAGUAAUUUUCCUUUCAUCAUUAAUGCCUUAUGUUCACUGUGCAGACCAACUGCAGUGAAAGGGAAUAGACCAUGGAAGUCAAGGCAAUGCUGCUAGUUAUACAUGCCAGGAUACCUCUCCUCUGAAUGAAUUGCAUCCCAACAGGGUCUCGCCCCUCUUCAUGAAUCAGAUAAAGAUGAAUGCUGAUAUGACGGAAGUCCAUGUAGCAGCCCAUUAUUUCAUUCACUGAAGAGCAUAGGAGAGGAAAAAAGGAGCUUUUUAUCACAUUUCCAAAUGGAUAACUUCACUGAAGUCUCCAUGGAUUAUACUACAACAAAAGGAAACUUUUCUAUUGAAGACACACAUGUAUUUGCAACAGGUUUAGUUUGGCUAAUGAUGAUCAUCUCCAUCCUCGGCUUUGUUGAGAAUGGAGUAAUCCUCUGGUUCCUCUGUUUUAAAAUCAGAAGGAACCCUUUCACUGUCUACAUCGCCAACCUGUGUGUGGCUGAUGCCUGCUUACUCCUUUGUGACUUUGUUCUGUCAGUUUACUAUACUUUACAUUCUGAAGUCUAUUUUGGUAUUUACUACACACUAACCUUCUUCUCUUUUACCUUGCUUUUUGGGUAUAACACUGGCCUCUGUUUCUUAAUGGUCAUCAGUGUUGAGAGGUGUCUAUGUGUAUUUUACCCAAUAUGGUACCGAUGUCACCGCUCGAAGCACCAGUCAGUUAUUGUGUGCACCAUUCUGUGGAUAUUUUCUUGUCUGGUCACUACUGCAGAAUAUUGUGUAUGCAUCGAUACAAUUACUGAAGAGCCAAUAGAAAGUUACAGGGAAAUAUGCCGGGGAGUGAUUAUCUUCCUUUGUAUUCUGAAUUUCUUGUUGUGUGCUCCGCUCAUGAUUCUAUCCAGCUUGAUCCUUGUCGUGAAGACUUAUAAAACCCCCCUAACAUCUCAUUUCUCAAAGCUCUACAUAAUCAUAGUGACUACAGUCAUUAUCUUCCUUAUCUUUGCCUUGCCUCUCAGGAUCAUGUAUCUCUUGCAGUAUCAAUAUAAUUCAUUAUUUUCAGAUCUAACGGGGAACCUUAUUAUGUUAUUGUCCACCAUCAACAGUGCUGUCAAUCCCCUCAUUUAUUAUUUUGUGGGGAGUAGUAAGCAAAACCGAUUCAGAGAAUCCCUCAAAGCAGUCUUUGACAGGGCCUUCAAAGAUGGAUCAGAACCAGAAUCUCACGAAACUGCUGUCUAUCAAAGAGCUGCUUCAGAACUAGCUCAUUAAUGUUCAAGAACAUUCAAAAGCAAAGUAAAGCAUGGUGUGCGUGGAAGUUAACAUAAGUACCCUUAUAUAAGGAGAUGGAUUUUAUCUCUUCAGUGGUAGAAACAAGCUAUCGUUUUUCAGGGGGAACACACACCUAUUUUUCCUAAUGUUCCUUUGUUACAACUACAUAUAUAACUCUUUGUCUUUAAACACCAGAAUUAUGUAAUGUUGGAUUGACUCUUUCUGCCUUGUUUCUAGUUCAGUAAUAUACUCGUUUGAAAAAACAAACUAUGAAAUGUAUUGUACUAUGACAGUGUUGCCACAUGUUAAAAUCUGUUGGAGUGAAUGAAAAGGAACAGACCUAAUAAACUGUUUUGAGACCCUCUCACAGCAGAGGUUUUUUUAAUUCUUUUUUCUUAGAACAUUCACUUCAAUAUUUGAACUUAGUUGGUUUCUUCUUCCUCUAGACCAGAUUCUGACUGUGGUUAUGUUCAUGUAAAUCUGGAGUCGCACUACUAAAUUCAGUACAACUUCUCUAGAUUGACAUUAAUCUUCAUUUGAUAUUGGCAUUAAUUUUUUCUGAUUUUAACUUGAUAGUUUUAAAUGUAUAUUUAAUGAGUUAACAAUAUUAUGUGAAUGAACAGUUAUGGGACUCAUUUUUAUCCCACCUACUCCAGCAACUCCUGGGGUAGAGAAAUUUAAUAUCUAUAUUUAAACCAAUGGGAUGUUAUCUCUCUUAACUGAAAGAUUUACCGUAGAUCAGCUGAAACCUUUGUUCUUUUAUCACAUCUGCUUUCUAUUGCCAAACACAUUACAAUAAAAAGUAAUGGAAAAGUACAUAUGCAUAACAUUUACUGUAUGUCUGGAUAUAUUUGUAUAUGUGUAUAUGUAUAUAAUUUGUGUAUGUAUAUAAGUAUAUGUCUGUGUAUAAACAUUUAGGAUGUAUUUACAUAGACAUAUUAUAUGCAUAUAUCUUAGCAGGAUAUAGUAAAAGAUAUAGCAAAAGUACCUUGUGUCCUAGUCUUCCACAUACACAACAGUAUACAAAAUAUGUCUUAUAAGAAAUAUAGCUUCAGACACAUAAAGGAAACAAGAAUAAAAAUGGUAAUGUACUUUAA
Molecule: messenger RNA, 2668 nt
Organism: Alligator mississippiensis (American alligator)
Lineage: Eukaryota; Metazoa; Chordata; Crocodylia; Alligatoridae
Product: proto-oncogene Mas
Exons: 5
Coding region: 594-1571 (325 amino acids)
Biological process (GO): G protein-coupled receptor signaling pathway
Cellular component (GO): membrane
Molecular function (GO): angiotensin receptor activity
Source: RefSeq, a predicted model, not a curated record